ACCAAACCCAACCCGCCUUCCCAAUUUCUUCCGGUAGCAUUUGAUUCGCUCGCCGCGCGAGUCGUGUUACCAUGGACUCUCCCGCCAGAGCCAACGAACCCAUGGCUCUCGACAAUAUGCCGCGCUCUCGGUCGCGAACACCUCGCUCACAGCUCUCUCGAUCGCCCUCGCCUCCCAUGGACCGCCGCCGCUCCUACGACGGAGAUGGCAACUUCCGUUCCCCCGCACGCAACGGCAGAUACCGGAGCUGGAGCCGCGGCCGAAGCUUGAGCCGCACGCCCAGUCGCAGUCGAACGCCGAGUCGGAGCCGCACCCGUUCUCGCAGCUACUCGCGCGGUCGGAGUUACAGUCGGGACUUGAGCCGCUCGCGCAGCAGGACUCGUAGCGACAGUCCCCCGCCGAAAUCGACCAAGAUUGUUGUCGAGCGCCUGACCAAGAAUGUCAAUGAGGACCACCUUUGCGAAAUAUUUGGCGAGUAUGGCGAAAUUGAUGAUCUGGAUCUCCCAGUCAACAGGCAAUCCGGCUUGAAUCGCGGCACGGCCUACAUUCUCUACUUCAACGAGGCAGACGCUCAAGCUGCCAUUACGCACAUGCACGAAGCCCAACUUGACGGCAGCACCAUUCACGUGUCGAUCGUUCUUCCGCGCCGCAAAGUCUCGCCUCCUCCACCAGCAGCCCGUCGCGGGCCUCGUGGUCCCCCGGCUAACGUCAGGUCCGUUCUCGGAUCAUCUGGCGGCGGUGGCGCUCCGGGAGGCCGCGGGUGGAGAUCACCAGCCGCCGGUGGCUCGGGUCGGUAUGGUCAUCGUUCGGAUGUCUACCGCCCCAGGUCUGUGUCCCG
This is a messenger RNA of Thermothelomyces thermophilus ATCC 42464, 838 nucleotides long. RefSeq lists its product as uncharacterized. The annotation marks the transcript as partial. Gene Ontology annotation, cellular component: nucleoplasm; ASAP complex; cytoplasm. Gene Ontology annotation, molecular function: RNA binding. The record is from RefSeq and is a predicted model, not a curated record. The transcript is spliced from 3 exons. Gene Ontology annotation, biological process: mRNA splicing, via spliceosome. NCBI's taxonomy places the organism in Eukaryota, Fungi, Ascomycota, Sordariomycetes, Sordariales, Chaetomiaceae.